Messenger RNA from Saimiri boliviensis boliviensis (Bolivian squirrel monkey), 1841 nucleotides. RefSeq names its product tetraspanin 3 (gene TSPAN3). The record is from RefSeq and is a predicted model, not a curated record. Gene Ontology annotation, cellular component: plasma membrane. NCBI's taxonomy places the organism in Eukaryota, Metazoa, Chordata, Mammalia, Primates, Cebidae.
UCCGCGAAGGUGAUUGGCUGAAGCGGCCGGCCGCGGGGGGCGGGACCCGGUUGCCAGGGAGCGGCGCGGGCGCCCCGAGGGGACUGCGGCGGCUGCGCGGAGGCGCGCGGCGCUCGCUGGGGUCGGGGCGGCGCGACGGCGCAGGGGCUGCGGGAGGCGCCGCGCAGGCAGGGCCGUUCCGGGCGCAGAGGCGCCGCCGCCAUUGCCGCUCUCUCGGUGAGCGCAGCCCCGCUCGCCGGGCCGGGCCUCCGCGGGCCACCGGCGCCAUGGGCCAGUGCGGCAUCACCUCCUCCAAGACCGUGCUGGUCUUUCUCAACCUCAUCUUCUGGGGGGCAGCUGGCAUUUUAUGCUAUGUGGGAGCCUAUGUCUUCAUCACUUAUGACGACUAUGACCACUUCUUUGAAGAUGUGUACACCCUCAUCCCUGCUGUAGUGAUCAUAGCCGUAGGAGCCCUGCUUUUCAUCAUUGGGCUGAUUGGCUGCUGUGCCACAAUCCGGGAAAGUCGCUGCGGUCUUGCCACGUUUGUCAUCAUCCUGCUCUUGGUUUUUGUCACAGAAGUUGUUGUAGUGGUUUUGGGAUAUGUUUACAGAGCAAAGGUGGAAAAUGAGGUUGAUCGCAGCAUUCAGAAAGUGUAUAAGACCUACAAUGGAACCAACCCUGAUGCUGCUAGCCGGGCUAUUGAUUAUGUACAGAGACAGCUGCAUUGUUGUGGAAUUCACAACUACUCAGACUGGGAAAAUACAGAUUGGUUCAAAGAAACCAAAAACCAGAGUGUCCCUCUUAGCUGCUGCAGGGAGACUGCCAGCAAUUGCAAUGGCAGCCUGGCCCACCCUUCCGACCUCUAUGCUGAGGGUUGUGAGGCUCUAGUUGUGAAGAAGCUACAAGAAAUCAUGAUGCACGUGAUCUGGGCUGCGCUGGCAUUUGCAGCUAUUCAGCUACUGGGCAUGCUGUGUGCCUGCAUCGUGUUGUGCAGAAGGAGUAGAGAUCCUGCUUAUGAGCUCCUCAUCACUGGCGGAACCUAUGCGUAGUUGACAACUCCAGCCUGAGCUUUUUGGCCUUGUUCUGAUUUGGAAGGUGAAUUGAGCAGGUCUGCCGCUGCUGGCCUCCGGAGUUCAUUUAGUUAAAGCACAUGUACACUGGUGUUGGACAGAGCAGCUUGGCUUUUCAUGUGCCCACCUACUUACCUACCCACCUGCGACUUUUUUUCCCUUGUUCCAGCUGACUCUUCAUGCCCCUAAGAUUUUAAGUACAGUGGUGAACGUUCUAAUUUCAGAACCAACUGCGAGUCAUGUAGUGUGGUAGAAUUAAAGGGGGACACAAGCCGGCUUCUGUUACCUCCAAGCAGUAACAGGACUGAUGCCGAAACGUCACCAGGUCCCUUCAGUCUUCACAGUGCAGAACUCUUGGCCAAAGGUUUUUUGGGGGGAGGAGGAGGAGGAAGCCAGCUAUCUGGUUAAGGUUAACACCAGAUGGUACCCCUCAUCAAUGUCCUUUUAAGAAGUAUUUACUGUAGUCCAAUAAGAUAGCAACUGUACAGAAUGACUAAAAUAGAUUUUAGGAUCAUAUGGUGUAUAUAUUGGUUCAUCUUCAAAAUCAGAGACUGAUCUUUGAAACUAGUGGUUUUUAAUCAAAGCUGGCUUUAUAGGAGGAGUAUAAUGUAUGCACUACUGUUUUAAAAGAAUUAGUGUGAGUGUGGUUUUGGAUGAAUGAGCCCAUUCAUGGUAAGUCUUAAGCUUGUUAGAAAUAAUGUACCCAUGUAGACUAGCAAAAUAGUGUGUAGAUGUGAUCUCAGCUGUAAAUAGAAAAACCUAAUUCAAUAAACUCUGCAUCAGCCCCCAACA